Molecule: messenger RNA, 2302 nt
Organism: Prorocentrum cordatum
Lineage: Eukaryota; Dinophyceae; Prorocentrales; Prorocentraceae
Source: the annotation of a GenBank genome assembly
UUACAGCAUGAGCUCCGUAGAUGCUCGUUUUGGGGGGCCCUUCCUGGGGCCGGCUCAAGCAGGACUCAAGUUCGACUCAGGUUCGUUUUCGUAGCCAUUUUGGCUCAAGCCGCCGCGGCCCACCGCCAGUUCGCAGUCAUGUGUCCGAUGCCGUACUUUACAUACAGUUAGACUCGGGCAUGGCGAGCCCGCGGCGCCUGCGCAGUGCCGCCUGGGCUGCCGUGGUGUCGCCCUGGUGGUCGCCUCUGCUGGUGGCAGAAGCCGUCUCCCUCUCACUGCGAGGCCCCGCGCGCCACCAGCGCGAGUCGGCCGCGGAGGGGAGCGUCGGCGGCCUCCUGCCGACGCGCUGGAGUGCGGCAGGCGGCGCCGCGUGGCCGGAGCACCCGCGCCCUGCGAUGGUGCGGCAGGGGUGGCGCAGCCUGAACGGCGACUGGCAGUACAGGGUCACCGCGGACAGCUUGGAGUGGAGUGCUCGCGGCGGGCUUCUCGCAGAGUGGUCUCACGCAGACAAGAAUCGAAUACGAAGGCAAGGCAUCAUCUCGGUCCCGUUUAGUAUCGAGUCAAACUUGAGCGGCGUCGGCCACAAGCUGGGAGGAGACGAGGUGAUGUUCUAUCAACGAGUGGUAGACCUCUCUCGUGAGCCGUCGCAGCGGUAUCUGCUGCACUUUGAAUCUGUUGACUACGAGUGCGUCGUUUCGGUCAACAGGAAGCAUGUUGGCUUUCACAAGGGUGGCAAUACGCCUUUCGAGUUCGAUGUAACCUCGCAACUACAAGACGGUCCGAACGAGAUCGUCGUUGGCGUCAGGGACACGAUGUCCCCCUACACGCUCAUGGGGAAACAAUCUUCACGGGGGGGGAAGAUUUGGUACAGCGCCUCGUCAGGCAUCAGGGGCACAGUGUGGCUGGAGACUGUCCCCGACACAUUCAUCAAAGAUAUCAAAAUCACCACAACAUCCAGCCCCGCAGUCAUCCAGGUGGACGUGGAUGUCGACGGCAGUCGACCAGUAGACGUGCGUGUGAGUGUCAUGGACGGCGGACCCAACGCAGUGGCUACAGCCCACUGCGCCAAGGGCGAGCCGUGCAUAGCGCCCGUGCCCGCGGCCAAGCUGUGGAGUCCAGCGUCGCCUUUCCUCUACGACCUAUCGGUGGAACUGGUGGCCGAGGGCAGCCGGGUGGACGUGGUACAGUCUUAUGUUGGCAUCCGAACGGUCGGGAAGAAGCGCGAUCCCAGCGGGAAUUACAGGUUCACCUUGAACGACGAGUUCGUCUUCCAUUACGGUGUCUUGGAUCAGGGUUGGUGGCCUGAUGGUGGACUGACCCCGCCAUCAGAUGCUGCGAUGCGAUUCGACAUUGAUUUCGUCAAGGCGAGUGGCUUCAACGUCAUCCGUAAGCAUAUGAAGGUUGAGCCUCGGCGCUACUAUGCCUAUUGCGACCGCGUGGGCGUGAUGGUAUGGCAGGACCAGCCUGCAGCCGCGGGCUGCGAGGCUGGUCACACUCCCUGCAACGACCUGGCGCGGAAAGUGAGCCCUGGCAAUUGGCCAAAGUGGAUAGAGAGGGUCAAGAAUUUCACCGUCCAGCCAGAGGCGCAGUGGCCAGAAGAGGCUCAUCAUCAGUACCUCGCAGAGCUCGCGGAGAUGAUUCGCGCGCUGCGGAACAAUCCGUCCAUCGUUGUUUGGGUGCCCUUCAAUGAGGCAUGGGGCCAACACAGAACGACAGAAGUGAGCGAAACAAUCAAGCGCAUCGAUCCUUCACGGCUGGUGAACGUAGCGAGCGGUGGAAAUUUUUGGCCUGCUGGCGACAUCGCGGACAGGCACAAUUACCCAAAUCCAACGUUCGAGACCGGUGACACGCGGUUCCGUGAUUAUGUAAAGGUGGUAGGGGAGUUCGGCGGCCACACGUUGCCAGUGGAUGGGCACAUUUGGGAGAAGUCCCACAAAGGCACCUUCGGUUAUAGCAACAAUGAGGACGUGCAAGGCCUCCUUCAAUCGUACAACAGUACUUUCCAGAAAUUGAGGCGGUUGGUGAAGAAUGGUGUUGCGGGAGCCAUCUACACACAGACGACUGAUGUGGAACAUGAGCUCAAUGGAUUGCUGACAUAUGAUCGCGAGGUGGCAAAAAUAAGUGCCGAGCAGCUGCACGAGAUUCACGACGGCGGAGGCGUGUUCCGCAUGGCAGCGGACGCAACUCGGUGACGCAGGCAGAGGAUGAUUCGCGCGUCUCCCCGAUGCCGCCCCCAAAAAGGCUCCAGUGGGCGCAUGCUAUGAGCGGCCAGCAUGUCACGCAUUUUGCCACCCCCCCCAGG